ACGGAUCCCGAGAGAAUGCGCACGGCUUCGUGAGAUGUGUAGCCACCCCCUGUGCGUCUCGCGAGGAGCGGGCGUCAGAACUGACAUUCUUGAAUACAGUAAACUGUCGCGAAAUGCCUCUUCUACCAGUAUCUUUCAUUCAUUAUUUUCUGUCUUGUCACUCGUUCCAAGCUUGAGCAUCUGGGUUGCUCUUACAUUCGUUUCUUCCACAUCAGUCUCUUUAUUUGUCUAGAUUCCAUUUCUGUUGCAAUAUCAAGAUGCGUUUCCUCAUUCUUAUGGCUACUUUACUCCCCAUGGGACUGGCGCAGGUCGUUGGCAAGCCGUCUGGUUUCGCUACUGGCACCACCGGCGGUGGCAGCGCUAAGCCCGCUGUUCCAAAGGACAACGCCGAGCUUGUCAAGUGGUUGACGGACGAUAUUCCCCGUGUCAUCAUGCUCAACAAGACGUACGACUUCAACGCCGCGGAGGGAAAGAAGACGGAGACUGGCUGCCGUCCAGCCAGCAACACUUGCAGAAGCAAGGGCCAGGACGCUCUCAACGGCCCCAACUGGUGCAGUGCCAGCUACCCCAAAGUCCGCGUCACUUACAACGUCGCCCCCACCAAGCCAAUUGACAUCAAGGGCAACAAAUCCAUCGUGGGUGUUGGCAAUAAAGGCGUAAUCCGGGGUAAGGGUUUCCGUCUCGUCAACGUCAAAAACAUCGUCAUCCAAAACGUCCACUUCACCGACCUGAACCCGCAGUACAUCUGGGGCGGUGAUGCUCUCCAGCUCGCCGGCACAGAUAUGGUCUGGAUCGACCACUGCAAGUUCUCGCUCGUCGGCCGCCAGAUGAUCGUAACUGGCUACGCAUCCGCCGGCCGCGUCACCCUUUCCAACAACGACUUCGACGGCCGCACGUCCUGGUCCGCAUCCUGCAACGGCCAGCAUUACUGGACGCUCCUCCUGCUGGGCGACGGCGACAAAAUCACCUUUGCUAACAAUUACGUGCACUCGGUCUCUGGCCGUGCCCCCAAGAUUGGCGGCAAAGUCACCUUUCAUGCUGUCAACAACUACUUCGCCGACAGCAAGGGUCACAAUUUCGAUACCGAGCCUGGCAGUAAUGUGCUCCUUGAGGGCAACUUCUUCCAGGAUUGCAAGACGCCUAUGGUUGCUGCUGACGCCACACACGCUAAAGGUAAUAUAUUCAAUGUACCGGAUAGCGCUGCUGCAUCGCUGUGUACGGCCGCGCUGGGCAGGGUGUGUAUGCUCAACCAGUUGUCUGGCUCGGGCAAGUUUCCAUCUCAAAAGAAUGCCAGUGUUAUGAAGGUUUUCAAUGGUGUGAGGAACGCACCGGUUGCUACUUCUGCGAGGAUUGUGCCGAAUAAUGUUUCCAAGAGAGCUGGUGUGGGCAAGAUCUCGAAUUGAGCUGUUUAAGAUGCGCUCUUCGGUACAUGUCGUCGUCUAAGAUCAGCGUCUAAUAAGAUAGUUCAGCGCUGAUUAAGUACUAGAUAAAAUCCACCCCUCGAGUGCUGUUACGCAAGUGUUCCAUAAUAUAUGAACAUCUUUAUCUCUGCUAAUUGCCAUCUUGAUUAAAAUGUGACGUCAAC
Messenger RNA from Dothidotthia symphoricarpi CBS 119687, 1585 nucleotides. RefSeq names its product polysaccharide lyase family 1 protein. The transcript has a single exon. Bases 258 to 1403 code for a protein of 381 amino acids. NCBI's taxonomy places the organism in Eukaryota, Fungi, Ascomycota, Dothideomycetes, Pleosporales, Dothidotthiaceae. Gene Ontology annotation, molecular function: pectate lyase activity. The record is from RefSeq and is a predicted model, not a curated record.